Messenger RNA from Neocloeon triangulifer, 7186 nucleotides. It is a transcript of the gene Snoo, whose product is annotated as ski oncogene. NCBI's taxonomy places the organism in Eukaryota, Metazoa, Arthropoda, Insecta, Ephemeroptera, Baetidae. The transcript is spliced from 6 exons. Bases 217 to 2166 code for a protein of 649 amino acids. Gene Ontology annotation, molecular function: RNA polymerase II cis-regulatory region sequence-specific DNA binding; DNA-binding transcription factor activity, RNA polymerase II-specific; SMAD binding. Gene Ontology annotation, biological process: negative regulation of BMP signaling pathway. The record is from RefSeq and is a predicted model, not a curated record. Gene Ontology annotation, cellular component: nucleus.
CGGCGGCCGCGGAUUUUGCGCAGAAGCCGUGAGGGGGUGCGGCCGCCGAUCGCUCGUCGCCGCCGCCGCCGCCGAGCAGCCGGCAGACAUGUUGAGCGCGGCGCACAGACAACACGUGCCGGUGAUGAAGUGCGUAGUAUAGAAAGGAGCCAGAGGAGUGUAGAAGAAGGAGUUGAGGUGAUUUUAACACUGAACGAGAGAACAAUUGAUCGCAGGAUGAUGGAGACGGUGGUGAACGGCGGCGGCGGCGGCGCCGCCGGCCUCGACAAGCAGCAGCACCACCGCAUGUACAGCCCGCACCUGAAGAAGGUGCUCAAGACGUACCAGCUGACGGCGCAGCGCAGCCUGAAGGGCCCGGCCGGCGUGUCGGGCGAGACGGCCAAGGAGGCCUGCAAGGCGGCGGCGGCGACGGCGGCCGAGGACCAGGAGCCGCCGGCGGCGCCGGCGGCGCCGAAACAGCAACACCCGCCCGUGUUCUACACGCAGGACCGGGCGCGGAACUCGGAGUUGCAGGAGACGGUGCUCAGGGGCGCCAACAUCUCGUGCUUCAACGUGGGGGGCGAGCUGCGGCUGUGUCUGCCGCAGGUGUUCAACUACGUGCUGAACGGUUUCCAGCCGCCGGACAUCUACCAGCAGUGCGACGAGCUGCACAUCCACUGCAACCGCUGCUCGCCCGAGCAGCUGGACGUGUUGAAGGGUUGCAAGAAGCUGCCCGAGACGGCCGUGUCGUGCGGCCUCAUCACGCAGACGGACGCCGAGCGGCUGUGCGGCGCCCUGCUCAACUCGGCCAACGCCAGGUCGGCGCUGCCCUGCAAGCCGUCGGCGGCCCUCAGGGUGUACCACGAGUGCUUCGGCAAGUGCCACGGCCUGCUGACGCCGUCGCUCUUCGCCCACGACGAGUCCGAGUGCGUCGAGUGCUGUGAGUGCCAGCGCAUGUACAGCCCGCAGGACUUCGUCACCCACGUGCACUCGGACCUCGAGAACAGCACGUGCCAUUGGGGCUUCGACUCGGCCAAGUGGCGGGCCUACCUGCUGCUCGACGAGGACCAGGACAAUUUCAAGGAGCGCAAGGACGUGCUCGUCCAGCUCAAGCAACGACGCGUCGUCAAGUACGACAAGCCGCACAAGCGCAAACAGGUAUGCUUGCCCCCUCGAUAUUACCCCAACGAAGUCAAGUCUGCGCCAACAUCGCCAGUUACGCAAUCAGAGUUCGAGGAUCAGAUCAAGGCGGAGACGCCGCCGCCGCACGGCCCCCUGGUCAACGGCAAGAGGCAGCGUCUGCACUACGACGGCUACCUGCUGCCCCCGGAGCCCCAGACGCUCUACACCAGCGGCCCGCCACCCUAUUCCUUCCACGACCCCUUCCACUACGCGUGGCUACAGCACGACUGGGCAGCCAGGAUGGCCAUUACCUACCGCAACUGGUCCAUUCCACCAACGAAAGAGGCCAUCAAGGGCCUUCAAGUCAGAGACCCGAUGACCUUAUCGUUCUUGAGUCACGCACCGCCGAUUCUGAUGAAUCCCAACAGGGUUGUGCCUUUUUCAGAGUCUGAUCGGUUCGAGUCGCAGCCAAACGUGGCUCUGGCGCCAUUGUCCCAGUCAUUGCAGAGGUCAUCUGCGCAGGUGAGAAAAGAAGUGAGCGCGUCGCUGGGCAAGGAGCCGAAGCAGGAGCCCGUGCAGCGGCCUUCGUCGACCACAGCACCUGUCCAUUUGUACAACCCCGAGAUCGAGCUCUCGACGGACACCGAGGACAGCAACUCGGCCAACGGCGUCGAGGACGAGACGCCAGAGCUGCUGAGCAGACUGGUGCGCUGCGUCCAGGAGACGGAGGGUGACACGAGGCGGCAGGGCGAGGCCGCCCUCAACACCCUCAGUGCCAGCCUGAUCGCCACAAGGGAGGCGCAUAAGGCGCUGGCCACCGAGUUCCAACUCAUGAAGGACAGGGUGGAGCAGCUCGAGGCCAGAUUGUGUGAGGAGCGGGCUCAGCACGAUAAGGAAAUUGCUGCAAUGAGUCUUGACCGCCUUCGGACUGCCCGGGAACAUCACGUUGUCGUCCAGCACCCCCACAUCUUGCAAAACGGUUCGCCACAGCGGACGUCGCCAGCCACAUCAGUCAUCACUUCUUCGUCAGCCAUUGUGAAGAAGGAGCCGUUGAACGUGGAUUGAACUCUUUCGAGCGUCCAGCUCACGCGGCUCAGACGCUGGUUUGGCCGAUCAAACUGCUACUAAAGCUGCACUCUCUUAUUUCUCUCUUGGGAUAGUACAAACUACUGUUUAAUUUGAACUCCUGUUUUCUUUUUGAAUUGUGCUGUGACAAAGAAGAUGAAGAAGAAAAGAAAGAAGAUAAUUUAAUUAAGAAGAAAAGGGUUAUCGCAAUCUUAAAUUACCGAUUUUGUUACUCUUCCUACGGUGAUGACAGAGGGGAUAGGUUUUUCUCACAAGAUGCACAACCAGAUUUUAAGAAUAGGACUCGCGAAUGUUUCUUCGAUGUGUACAUAGUGUAAAUAUGUAAUUAACUACCAUUAUAAUCCACUGUCCUUUCAAAUGUAUAAUAUAAGAGUUUUAUCGCGCAGUUACGAAAACAAGAAGAAUGUGUUAAACAAAAAAAUUGAAAAGGGAAAACUUAGCAGAGCAGACAGAAACGCUAUUGACUGAGAUUCUGGACACUGAAUCUCACUCACACUGUUGGUUUUUACGUAAACGAUUCACUCAGGCAUCAUGAUAAAACGCUAAUUCCGAAAGAGAGACACUCACACAGUUGACACCCUUGUGUACCAAGGAAAUCUAGCUUUUUGAACUGGCCCCAUUUUGACUUAAACCCUAAAAUUCACAGAAAGCAUAACAAAAAAGAAACGACUGAUGAUGUGAUUUUGGGGUCGGAGACAGACUUGGGUGUUUAAAUAGACUUUGAAAUGUUUUUUUAGUAACUCUAAUGUGCCAACAUUCUGCUGCUGUUAUAACCUGACUGAUUGAAAAACUAAUUUUAUCUGUUUACUGAAGAAAGUAGAAUGUUGCCGUCAGUGCGGGAGAAACCAAAAGAAAAAAUAUGACAAAAGAAAGGAAAGCCUCUUGAGUUGCACGAUGAACAGUUUUUAAAAGACUUUACGGCAGUAUUUUGACACUAGACAAAGUAAGAAGUAAUUUCAAGUAAAAAAGAUAAAAACACGUUUGUAAAUAGCCAAAAAUUUAUUCUGGCAGCUCUUUAUAUUGCGACAAGGAGAUAAUACAAAUGAGCUCUCAGGGUUUCUUUUUAACUGAAAAAGAAAUGAUGUAACAGAUGAAAAGCCAGUUUGUCACUGCCAAACAGUUUUGACGAUGAUAUGCGAAAGACAGCAUAACAGGCAAAAAUACCAAAUUCUAGAAAAGUACCGUCGAGGGAAAAAUCAAAUGCUGCAUGUUUCGGAGGAUUUGAAAUUCCAAGAAAUGUUUGACAAGCACCACAGUUUAGCAGUUUGGAUCACGAAAGUUGUAUAUCUCUCUCAGUAAAAGUCAGGGAAGUUUGCAGGCCUUGUCUGAAUAUAUAACCAGUAAUAAUUUUUGACUGAACAGAUUUUCAGCAGAUCGUUCCCCCGCGUCACGAUUCAGCCCUCGUUUAAAUGUUUCUUCUCCUCGCUGUACUCUUUUGUUUUAAUUGUUUUUGCAAGUGCUAUCGCGAGCACUGUUUCUUGUAAAUACAAUUUUACUUACUCGGACAAAUAUAAAUAUAUAUUUUUGUUGGAAGUCUUUGAAAAUUGUUCAAGGCUAUUGUGAACAGGUAGUUAUUAUUAAUAUUAUUUAACUUCUUUCACUAAUUAUGACCCGAGCGUUUAUUGUAAUUUGGUAAAUUUUUUUAUAUUUAAUUUUUCCUUCAUCAACCCUUUUCUAUACAGUGUUAUUGUGACGAAGAGGAAUAUUUUAAUUGCAUAAUGUCUUUGUCCUCCAAUACAGUACCUGAUAAUUUACAGAUGAUAUGAUGAGAAUAUUUGACUCCUGCUACGUACGCAUACACGCAUUACAUUACAAGCAUACAUUAUACGCGCGGUUAAUGAAUAAUUAAAUUACCGUACCUAUAUAUUGUAAAGAGAUGAUGAGAGAGAGAAUCCAUAAUAUAUUAAAAUAAUAGUCUCUUCGCUGAGAAGAAAUAAACACACUGGCGACGAUUUUAAAAUCUAGACAAAGCAAGCCCACACUUCUUAAAAAGCAAAUUUGAAAGAAUAAAAAAAAACAACACCCUCGAAUACAACAAAUUUAAUAAACACACACACACUCGAAAAGUGUCAUAGUUUUUACUGAGCAAGAACUUGUUGCAAGUGUAAAUAUUUAUACGCGAAAAAUGUAAAAUUAUAAAAGCGCAUUUAAUGUUGAUUAGGCUGAGAAAAAAUUAAUCUGCUGCUGCUCCAAACAAGUCCAAAGGAAAAUAUAUUUGAGCCAAUUUGAGCAAUACUUCUUGAAAGUCGCUCUCACUGCGCAGAGCCUCUACCCUUUUCACCUUCCACGGGAUAAUUAUUGUUGAACCCUUUCUGCUGUUACCCUCUUAUUGGGAUGUAUAGUUCAAUUAGCCAGGGAAUGCGGGAUGGGCGUUUGUGAAGAGAAUUAAAUCCGCCGCGAAUCCGGUGCUUACAAUUAGAGUUGGAAUCGAAACAAUAUAUUGCAUGACACAACUUCUGUGAUUCACAGACCGUUGAUCGUUGAUUGUAAAAAACUGAAAUCUGUUAAUGUGAAAGAAAAAAACAAUUUGAUGUUGCUUACGUAUAUAAAUUGAGAGAUUUAUAAUAUGACGACGAGAAUCCAAAAAAGAAUAAUGAGCUUGAAUCACAAUUGUUGUGCUGUACACGUAUUAAUUAAAUGUGGCUGAAAGAUGGAAAAAAACUAAGCGCGAGUAAAAUCAAAUUGAUUAUUAAAAAUUAAUCUCUUUCCAAUUGGUUUUUUUUUUAUAGCGUAAAAUUAACUGAAAUUGCUGCUUCGGUCACAAGAAUAACCGGAAUUAGGGGAACUAAAUGUAGUGGACAAAAAAAUGCUUGCACCGGGAGAAGAUUUCAGUAGCUGCGGAUCAAUGCCUUAAAAUCACUUUUAUGGCUCAAGGAAAUAAUAAUUGCAUAAUUACAAGUAGGCGGCGGAACCAGUGCGCGGUUCCUAGGAAUCAAAGCAAAAUCAAUUACUCAUCUUCACACUGCAGCUUCUCUAGUAUUAAUCUCCGUAGGUUUGAUGCAACAUUUUCAAAAAAGGGGAAACGAUUAAAAAAAAUUAAAUUGGUUAAAAAAAUUGCUAAUUUCAUUGAGCUGGUUUCAUGGAAAACAAAAUACUGUAUAUUGCUUAAAUUAUGUUGUUUUAUAAUAUUUAAAAUGGUACACACACAUAAAGUAUGUAAAAUUUGUGAAAAUUGUACUCGGCAUCGAUUUGUGUUAAAAAGGCGAAAAACUCUGUUAAUAUAUAAUUAAUUAUUACAAGGAAAUGUAAAACUUGCCUACUUGCGGACGGUGUGGAAAAGAAAGAGAUGUGAAUGGGUUUGAACGGCUCGUUGAUGACGGUGUGAUGAUUUCUAUGAAAAGCGUAUAUAUUACAAAAUAUUUAAAAAAGUGACAAAAAGAAGCAAAAAAUACAAUUAUUAUUAUUAUACACUGAUUACAAAACAUGACAUGAUAAUGUUACAUUAGAUGCAAUUGGUAGCAUGAAUUUAUGAAAAACGAUGUAUGUUGUCAAUAAGUGUUGCAAUUACUGUACUGGAAUGCUGGAAAAUGCAAUGUUUCGGAAAAAUCGAGAAGGAGAAGAGAUGCAAAAAACAGCUCAAUCCCUAAUCCCCGUGCACUACUUUUUCCUCCAGAGAAGAGUAAAAGCAAAAGAGGUUCUCUCUGGACUUCUCUUCUUGAUACUAUGAAAAAGAAAACAGUUUUUACGAACUUUCAAGUUUUGAAAUAAUUAGUUACCACCACGUGUGAAGUUGCGAUGAAUCGGGAAUUUACUCAAACUUUGAGAGGAAUUUCGGAGAAUACAACAAAAAAUGCUGGGUUAUCUAAUAAUUGCUUCUCGUUACGCCAAUGAAUUCUCUUCCACUAAAAAGUUACCCAAAUUAUGUAUCAAUACCGCACUUCACUCGCGAAUCAAUUAAUUCCUAGUAGGUAAUAAAACCACCCCAGAGUAGAAGUACAAUCAUUCAAUAUUGACAUAGACUUUUAAAAAAGCAGACCGAGAGUAAAAUGUUUUCACAGAGAGAGAUAAAUAAAUAGGCCUAAGUUGUGCAAUUAUAAUUAUUCAGUUGAGCGUCAGAAUCGAGAAAACAUAAAUAGAUUUGCCUUAAUUAGAUCAUUUUUUUUUAUAUAAUUUUAAAACAACUAGAGAUUAUACUGAUUUUACACAUCCACGCUGGUUUCAAUAACUUUCAGGAAUAUAUUUGCCAUCAUUGUUAUUAUUUUUGUUCACUUUUACACACAAAUGCUAUACACGUUUUUUUUUUAAUUAUUAUUUAACUAAUAUAUUAUUAUAUUACUCUGCCGGAGCCAUUUUUAACUUGAAAUAGGUGAGAAAAAUCUUCAUAAGAAGGCGAUUCAAGUACAAAGCACCCCCCUUUCAUAUGUAGUUGCGAUUUUGACUUACUGUUCUUACUUAAUUAGAGCGUAAAAAUUGAUUAAUUGCUUUUCGCUAGUCGAAAGUUUCUUUUAAACAUUUGCAUCCUUUUCAUCUUGACGAGCAAACGAUUUUUAAUUUGAAAAGCUGGAAAUCUUUAGUAAUAGUUUUAUGGCAGCUCUUUUUUUUUAAUUUAUUGACAUUUUAAUUGAUGACCUACGAGGUCUUGUUUGCCCUUCGAACAAAACACGUCGUUGUUAUAUUUUGAGAUACAAAGCAAAUCGAGGUGAUGUGAAUGUACGAUUUCUCCCCUUCAACAAUUGAUUGAAUCCUACUCUUAAAAUACGUUCAUUGUAUGUCCGCGGUUUUCAACUAAAAUUAAUUAUGUUGCUCGCAAUCGUACGUAAUAAAUAUAUAUGCUGAGAAGAUGUAUGUUGGCUGAUAUGGCUCGCUUUGAUUGGAGAAAACAUGACACACGAUGAUGGGACAUGUGGAUCUUUUACUCCGUUUUCGUUGUGUUUUAUGAAUGAAGUGCAAUUGUCAUUUUGGAUACUGAGAACUACUUGAAACACACACACAUACACACACUUACUAUAUAUGCCACCAGUUGAUUACAUACAAAAAAAAAAAAAAAUUGAAACAAAAA